Diuraphis noxia (Russian wheat aphid) is the source of this 4692-nucleotide messenger RNA. RefSeq lists its product as uncharacterized. NCBI's taxonomy places the organism in Eukaryota, Metazoa, Arthropoda, Insecta, Hemiptera, Aphididae. Gene Ontology annotation, biological process: regulation of transcription by RNA polymerase II. Gene Ontology annotation, cellular component: nucleus. Gene Ontology annotation, molecular function: RNA polymerase II cis-regulatory region sequence-specific DNA binding; DNA-binding transcription activator activity, RNA polymerase II-specific. The record is from RefSeq and is a predicted model, not a curated record.
AUUACUCCAAUGGAAGACUACAUAAAAGUUGAAGUCACUGAUGAUUCUGAUGCUGUUACCAGUCAAUUAUAUGUUGAAAACACUAAUGAAAAUCCUGCAUGGUAUACAGUUGAUGAUAAUCAUGUAUCUUUGGUAUCUGAAAAUGUUGAGAAAGUUAUUAAGCUUGAAACUGAUGUGUUGGAUGAUUGUAUGUGGGAAAGUAGAAUUGAUAUUGAAGAUAAUAAUACUGACUUAAAUGAAGAAAACACAAGUGACAAAAUAUUUCAUUGUAAUAUUUGUGGAAAAAGCUUUGUUUUAAAUUACCUUUUAAAAAAUCACUUAGCAGAACACAAAAAACAUGUAAAUUAUAAAAAUAAUAAAUGUAAAUACUGUGGAAAACUGUUUAAGUUAAAAUUUGGUUUGAACAGACACAUUCAAAAACAUCACAAUCUCGUGUAUAAAUGUGGAAUUUGUAAACUUUUUAUUGAUAAAUCUAAGUUUGUUGAACACAAAAAAAGCCACGAAAAUGAUCAAACUAAAUUUGAUACUAUUCCUAAUAUAAAAUUAUGCAAAUUAAAUGGUGUUUGGAAAAGUAAAACAAAUGAAUUUAAAUGUAAUAUCUGUUUCCAAAAAUGCUACAGUGAAAAGAAUUUGGUUGAACAUGUGGAAACUCAUGACAAUUGUCAAACACAGUGUAAAUAUUGCUCAGAUUAUGUUUCAGUUUCUGAAAUGAAUAAUCAUUUGGAAGAAAUACAUGACAAACAUUUAUUUAAAUGUCAGAAGUGUAAUCAAAAAUUUAAAAAACAACAACAUUUAAACUGUCAUUUGAUUCAUUGCUUAAAGAGUUCUCACACCAAAUAUAAUAAUGAGAAAACUUGCUCUGCUUGUGGAAUUGUUUUUAAUAGUACUCUAUCAUUGUUAAAUCAUACGAUUAUUGGUUGUAAACAUUAUACUUGUAAAUAUUGUGGACAAUUUUUUAGUCAAAGGAAUUGUUGGCUAAAACAUAUGGAUGUUCACAAAAAAGUUGAACAAAGUGCAAUGUUGAAUGUAAAUACUGAAACAAAUUCUACAAUUGGAGAAUCUAAUCAAACUGAGGAUGUAAAUGAUUUUUUUCAUAGUUCAAAUAGAAGACUAUUUUACUGUGAUGUUGCGGAAAGAAAUAUUUCAGAUCAUAUCAGAUUAGUGAAUACCAAUCCAACAAUAGUAGCAACUGCUUCACACACCUAUAUCCCGAACAAUGACAUAAUUUCAAAUSCAGGACAAACUGAAAUCUUAUUGAAUUCCUCGGAAAGAAAUAUUUCUGAUCAAACAGGUAUAGUAAGCAGCAAUUCAACAAUAGUAUCGACUGGUUCAUGGCCAAGAAUGGAAAUGAUGAGAUCAAGAGAAGAUGAUGAACGGUUAGUGGAGAGCCAAUAUUUUCCAACGCCUGUUCCAUAUCGCUUAGUUAGAGAUAAAAUUGUAAAUAUAAAACAAGAAGAAUUCUUUAAUACAACAAUCAAAGAAAAUUUUCAACGUCAUUUAAACUUACACAAUUCUCAAAUGCUGUCCAGACAGCAAUCAAAUAAUCAUUCGAUUAUUCCAGAUAAUUCAAUAACAAACAACUUUAGCCCUGUUCUAAAUAUUAAGCAAGAACCAGAAUCGAGUACAACUCUCGAGAAAAUAAAUAGUUCAGAUGAAAUAAAUUUAGCAAACAGAAAUGAAUCGAUUGUAUCGACAGCUUCACAUAACUCAAUGACAAACAAUUACCUUGCCUUGAAUAUAAAGCAAGAAAAAAACUUGUGUGAAAAUUCUAGGGAAAGGAACAGUUCAGAUCAAAUGGAUGCAGUGAACAGAAAUGAAUCAACUUUGGCAAAUGAAUCUCGUGGAUUAAUGGCAGAACGAAACCCUAUAAAUGUUGCAAACAAUAAUAUUGUACCUACAGUUAGAGAAACUGCUUAUUUCUGUAUUAGAAGAUUGCCUAAUAUUAAAAAUGAAUUUUGCAAUGGUGAUUAUAAUCAGAUAUCACAAGACAAUUUUAUAUUUAUAUGUAGAAUUUGUAAAAAUUCUCCAUCUACAGAUAUACAUUCAUUUGCAUUACACAUGAGUGAUCACAGUGAAUGUAAUAUGCAUGAAUGUAUUGUGUGUGAUAAAACAUUUAACUCUGUAGUUCUUUGGACAGAUCAUAUGACUUAUCAUCAACAGCAAAUAGAUAGUAAUGUGUCAACCGUUCAGUUUAAUUCUCUAGAAACUGAAUCUAAUACAUCAGACUCUAUUAAUUCUGGAAACAUAGAACCUCAAGUUAGUAAAAACUUAAGAAAUCGAAAAUCUAAGAUAUCCUCAUUGGAUGAUUCAUGUUCAGAUACAUCAAGUUUAAAUAGUGUCAAAAAAAAUAAAAAUAAACAUAGCUGUAGUACAAGUAAAAAAGCAUUUCCUUCCAAGACUGCAUUACAGGUUCAUCAAACUCUCCAGAAUAAAUCACAAACAUUUUCCUGUAGGUUUUGUGAUAAAAUAUUUUCUAGUAAAGGUCCAUGUACAAAUCAUGAAAAAUCUCACAUCAACUCAAACAAACAGUUGCUACAAAAUAAUAAGAAUAUUAAGCUUGAACCGAUCCAAAACAACAUAAGUAUAGAAGAUAACACUAAUUCCGAGUCAAUAUCAAUAAAACAUAAAAAAAAGAAUUUCUGUUAUUUAUGUAGUAAGAAAUUUUCAAAACGUUGUUAUUUUACAAAUCAUAUGAUGAUAAAGCAUAAUGUGAAUUCAAACACACCAGAACAAUUAACAACGAUUGAUUGUAACGAAUCAAUCAUUCUAUCAAAAAAUUUAGUGUUAACUAAUGAAUAUGAACACAAAUUAUCAGUUCCAGCAAAUAAUAAUGUUAAGAAAAUCAAUGAGAAGAAAUCAACAGUUUGCAUGUUCUGCAAACAAAAUUUUGCACAUCUUGGUGCCUUAACCAAUCACAUGCGUGUUCAUAGUUUUAAACCAUAUAAAUGUAAAUAUUGUAACAUGCAAUUUGGUAGUAAAAGAUCUUACAUUAAGCAUGAAAAAAAACAUGAAUCAAAAAAUAUAGUUGAAAGCACGCCUAAUCAAAUCAAAAACAAUAUAGUUGUUGAAGUUAAUGAUGAACCACCAAUUGAACAUUGUAAUGAUUUUGAGCUUGUUCAUAGUCCAGUUGAUGGAAAUUCAAGUGGUACAAAUUUGAUAAACAUAGAACAUUUAUGGUUUUCCUGUGAUGUGUGUGAGGAAAAAUUCUCUACUCCAAUUCAAUUGAAUUUUCACCGUAAGUUACAUUCUGAAAUUGUCCCAUAUGUAUGUAAAAUUUGUAAUAGAUCUUUUCAGUUUAAAUUUCGAUGGAAUUGGCAUUUAAAAGAACAUUACAAAAAAUACAACGCAAAUUUAAAAAGUAAGCAGCAUACUAAUAAUCUAAAAUCAAACAUUAGUAAGCUAAAGGUUGAAUCUAUUCGUCCAAGAGAUAUAAUGAGAUGUCGAUAUUGUAAAAAAGAAUAUAACUCGUUAUCUCAGUGGAAAAAACAUAUAACAAUGAGCAAGGAAUGUCGUCGYCAUUGUAAAAGUAACCUUCCAGAGUUUACAUCAAAUAAAUCUUCCAAAUCUGGUCGAUACAGAUGUAACAUAUGUAAUAAAACAUACAGUACCUCUUACAAUCGAUCAGUACAUAAAAAAAAUGUUCAUAACGAGGUGUUAGACACAACCGAUUUGAAUACUUAUGACAAUAACAGUUCACAAAAAAACAAAUUAUUGGACAUUAUUCAACAAAAACCAUUGAUUACUAAACGAAACAGAAGUAAUCACAUUAAUGGUUCUAAAUGUGGAUUUUGUGGGAAAAUGUACAGUAGUGGAGCUAAUUUAAGUCGCCACAUAGCCAUAAUUCACACACAAACUUAUGAGCCUGUGACCUGUAAUGUUUGUGGAAGUACAUUUAAACACAAAUUUUCUUACAGAGAACAUUUAAAAACUAAACACAAACAACUAUUCAAACAUUAUAAACAAACACACCCUAGAAAGAAAAGAACCAACCGGGAAACUAUGUCAGUAAUUAAAAAUAAUACCAUUAUACACUUUUGCAAAAUAUGUAAAAUGAAGUUUGCUGACAAUAUUUCAUUACAAGAACAUUCAAAGAUACAUAUUUUAAAUAUGUAUAAGUGUAAAGACUGUGGUCAACAGUUUGAGACAAAUGUUACUCUAGGUAAUCAUAUUUUAGAAAACCAUAAUGCCAAUAUUUCUACAUCUUAUAAAAAUGUCCAGAACCAUGAGAACCAAAAUGCUUCUCUAGAAAUAAUUGACUAUAAUCUUACUCAGUGUAAAAUUUGUUCGAAAAUCUUGAAAACCCAGAAAUAUUUGAAAUUACAUAUGAGAUUACACACUGGUGUCAAACCAUUCAAAUGUGACAAGUGUAACGCUGCUUUCAGAUUUAAAUCAAACUUUAAAGUGCAUCAGAAGAAAAAUUCUUGUCGUAUCCCAUAAUUAUAUUUUACCCAUUCAAAAGUAGGUUAUUAAGCCAUCAAAAAUGGCAAUAUAUUUUGACUUCUGAUGUUAUUAUAAUAUAGAGAAAAUAAAUUAGAAUAUAUAUGAAUUGCUCGAUUCCCAUAUUCAUACUUUUCUAUUUUGUUUUAUCCUAAAAAUUUCCUGAUACAUUUAACUUUUUUUUAUUGUUAUAACUACUUAAACAAUGAAGUUUUUUCUUUGCAUUCAUUGAAUGUAUUUAAAUACUUAUGUUAU